CAGGUCUUAAAGGCCCUGCAGGUGAAAUACGGCAACCAGUACCGGCAGGACAACGUGGUCCUGAGCGGCACGCACACGCACUCGGGCCCGGCCGGCUACUUCCAGUACACGCUCUUCAUGAUCAGCAGCAAAGGCUACCUCAAGGCGUCCAUCCAACCGUUGGUCAAAGGCAUUGUCAAAAGUAUAGACCGAGCCCACGACACCGUGCGGCCAGGGCGGAUCUACAAAAACCGAGGGCGCGUGGACGCCAGCAGCGUCAACCGAAGUCCUCACUCCUACCGCAACAACCCGCAGGACGAGCGGAACAGGUAUGAAGACGACGUGGACAGGGACAUCGUGCUUCUCAAGUUCACCGAUGCGGACGGAGACGGCAUCGGCGUGCUCAGCUGGUUCGCCGUGCACGCGGUCAGCAUGAAGACGACCAAUCGUCUGGUGAGCAGCGACAACCUGGGCUACGCCUCCUACCUGAUGGAGAACCACAAGAACCCCGCGGCACUACCCGGACAG
Messenger RNA from Hippocampus comes (tiger tail seahorse), 507 nucleotides. RefSeq names its product neutral ceramidase-like. Gene Ontology annotation, molecular function: N-acylsphingosine amidohydrolase activity. Lineage: Eukaryota; Metazoa; Chordata; Actinopteri; Syngnathiformes; Syngnathidae. Gene Ontology annotation, biological process: ceramide catabolic process; long-chain fatty acid biosynthetic process; sphingosine biosynthetic process. The annotation marks the transcript as partial. The record is from RefSeq and is a predicted model, not a curated record. Gene Ontology annotation, cellular component: extracellular region. The transcript is spliced from 4 exons.